GAAAAAGAAAAUUAGAGGAUGAGGAAAUUGGUGGUCGAAAGAAAGAGAAACAAACAUAUCCUGAAGAAUCAGAAGAAGGUUGUGAUAGUCUUGCUGUUAUAUCAGAUGAAAGGUUGAAAUGGAUCACUAAACUUAUAGAAA
Messenger RNA from Entrophospora candida, 141 nucleotides. The record is from the annotation of a GenBank genome assembly. Lineage: Eukaryota; Fungi; Glomeromycota; Glomeromycetes; Entrophosporales; Entrophosporaceae.